UGUGUGUUGUUUCUGCUGUGUUAUUUUGGUUUGGGUUCGUCCUCUCUGCACUUUCUCAGUCAUACAUUUUCCAUGCAAUGUCGAGAAAAAGGAAGUGAGAAGGGACGCUGAAAGCCCCGUGAAGCUCUACACGGUCCACAGCAUUAUGAGAAGGGGAAGUGUGAACAACAACCAGCAAAGUUCAGCAACAACAAGGCUGGAAGUCAACACACGCAGAUAAUUCUCCCAAAAAGGUCUUAUCAGAGGUGAUCCACCAUGGCUCAAGGCUGCCUCAAGUGUCUCAAAUACACCAUGUGUGUCGCCAACUUCCUCUGUUUUAUUUGCGGCAUCUCGGUGCUGGGCCUGGGCAUCUACAUGAUCCUGACCUUCAAGAUGGCCGCCCUCCUGCCCACACUGGCCAGCUUCAACUUCGCCAACAUACUGGUGAUCACCGGCAUCAUCAUCACCUGUGUCUCCUUCCUCGGGUUCCUGGGAGCUCUGAAGGAGAACCGCUGCCUCCUCCUGACGUUCUUCUUGCUGCUGUUCAUCCUGAUGCUCGUGGAAUUGGCUGCAGCCUGUUUGCUCCUCCUGUACGAAGACUCGAUUGCGGGCUGGGUGGAAGAAGAUCUAAAAAAUGGACUGAAGGACGCAAAAAAAAAUCCUGGAAAUUCAACUUUGACCGAAGCGUGGAAUUUUGUUCAGAAAAACCUGAAGUGUUGUGGAGUCACUAAUUCCUCAGACUGGGGGGCCCACGUGCCUGAGUCAUGCUGCGUCCAAACAUGUACAACGCCUCCCAAAUACUUCACAGAGGGUUGUUUUGGAACGCUGAAGAACUUUUUUGAGGAGAAUUUCUUGAGCACUGGGAUUGCCGUCAUUGUCCUCUGCAUUAUCGAGGUGUUGGGGAUGUGUUUCGCCAUGACGCUCUUCUGCCACAUCAGUCGGUCUGGACUGGGAUACAAAUUAUAGACAAAACUGGGUCCUUUUGUCUUAAAGCAUCACACUGUACAGUCGUUUCUCUUCCAAAUGAUGCAGAACAGAUGCAAAACUGUAAAAAUGACAUGUUACUUGUUCUGAACAAACUAUUAAGGAUGGGAAUUAGUUUGUGAACCUGUUAUUUUUGUCUGUUUGAGCUUUUUUUUUUUUUCCUUCAUAAUCAUAAAAUAUGUUUGUGCAAAAUUGGUCAUGUACCAGAAAAUAAGAUGAAAUGCUUCUCAGAGUGUUUAGCCUUGUGUGAAUAUGAGAUGAAGUGAGUCGUCAGUCCAGUGGUGGAUGAAGUAUUCACAUCCUGUAUUUAACCCAUGAAGACCCAGAGCUACGUUUGGGUCAGCUCCAAAAUGAAUUUUUCCUCCAUAUUUAAUCUUCCUUAAGUGAUUUAUCACCAUUUAUUGUAACAUUACCCUACUUAUUUUGUGU
This is a messenger RNA of Sphaeramia orbicularis (orbiculate cardinalfish), 1392 nucleotides long. Its product is annotated as leukocyte surface antigen CD53-like. Gene Ontology annotation, cellular component: plasma membrane. Bases 256 to 945 code for a protein of 229 amino acids. Lineage: Eukaryota; Metazoa; Chordata; Actinopteri; Kurtiformes; Apogonidae. The record is from RefSeq and is a predicted model, not a curated record. The transcript is spliced from 8 exons.